Cylas formicarius (sweet potato weevil) is the source of this 1285-nucleotide messenger RNA. Its product is annotated as divergent protein kinase domain 2A-like. NCBI's taxonomy places the organism in Eukaryota, Metazoa, Arthropoda, Insecta, Coleoptera, Brentidae. The record is from RefSeq and is a predicted model, not a curated record. The transcript has 3 exons. Bases 1 to 1131 code for a protein of 376 amino acids.
AUGAGCACCAGUAUUUACUUUGUUCUGCUUUUAUUCUGGCCAUUAAUUCUUAGUUUGUUUUAUUAUUGGACUGAUUUAUAUGUGAUUAACCUAUGUGAAAUAGAUAGUUGUCCUGUGUGUUAUGGAGAAGACUUGUGCCACAGAAUUGAAAACAAAGAAUUUCAUUUAAGAAUGAGCUCCAUCUUGGAUUUUGUAUAUAAUUUUAUUAGUGUAAAGAAUGUAUAUUUUGCACGCUUUAAUGAUAUUGAUGUUGUUAUAAAAAAGUUAGCUCACCAAAGUGAUUUAAAUAGAGUGAAUCGCAAAAUGAUAGAUACAAUUGAUAGUGAUUUGACCCGGGUGAACUUUCUAGUGAAUACAGUUAAACGCGAUUUUCAGGUAUGUGAUUCUGAGUCGGCGCAAACUUUUUUAGAAGUGAUACAAUUCAAGAAAUCAUCACAUCUUGAUACUUUAUUAAGUGUAAAUGUAGAACCACUUUUAAUGGAAGUAUUUCACAAAAAUUAUGGAUUUCCCGUGCCAAAAGUGUACGGCUACUGUGGCAGAGCUGUUAUAGUUGAAAAUUGUGGAGAAACAUUGAACAAUUUUAAAAAUAUUGACUGGUAUGAUCGAGCCUAUAUUGCCUAUGAAAUACUCCAUGCAGCCAAUUUAUUUGUAUUUGAACAUGAACAUUUCAGAUUAUAUUUAAAAGAUAUCUCUCCAGACAAUAUUGUAGUAAAUGAGGAAACAUUGGAAGUAUGUUUUGUCGAUCUGGGACACUCAAUUUUAAAAAGGAAAUCUGCAUCUGAUGAUGAAAUACAUAUAUCAAAUGCAUAUGAGGAUGGAGUUUAUCAAUUUUCAAAAGACAGCAUAUGUGAAAAGGAUGUUAGUGACCAUAAUGUAUUUUCUGUUUGUGCGCUUCUCCUUUCAAAGUAUGCGCCAUGGCCCAUGAUGCAUGGUGGACUUUUACAUUCGGCGCCUGAAAAUCUAACGAGGCACCAAUUGUUCGAGCAGAUUCGAGCUUGUGAAGGGCGGGUACAGAACAGAAAUUUGACGCACAGAAUUAUUCAUAGCUUUAACAUUAUGAAGUCCAUAAGAUCUAUCCUUUUACCUAGAAAUACGUCCCGUUAUUACAAAAUUUGGGAUUAUGGAAAUUAAAGUGUUGAUCAAUAAUUAUGUGAUUUUAUGUAUAUAUGUAUUUAUAAUAUAUCUGCAAAAUUAAAGUAGUUUAUAAUUUAAUGCUUGUUCUUAUUUCUUUCUUACAUAUUUAAAUUUAAUGUAUGCUUCUUGGUUAGUUGUAUUUGUUUUUUUU